Messenger RNA from Vicia faba (fava bean), 327 nucleotides. The record is from the annotation of a GenBank genome assembly. NCBI's taxonomy places the organism in Eukaryota, Viridiplantae, Streptophyta, Magnoliopsida, Fabales, Fabaceae.
AUGCCGCUUACUAAACGUACUCGGGAGAGGUCCGCUGGGGAACAUGUGUCAGCUCUAAUUGGAUUUCCUCAUGCGUUGUUAGCUCACCCUAGUCAAGGAACGACUAAGGAACUAAGACCUUCCAUCUUUGAAGAAAAUUAUUCUUUUUUUCUGAACAAAUCUAAAGAAGCUCGCUCGGAGGAGUUAUUGAAUUUGGCGUACUACACCCGUCAGGCAUCAACCUUUUUAGCAUUUGGAGGUGUUAGGAAAUGGGUAGUUUUCUUGCUUGACCCGUCUUUAGACGAAGAAGAAGACACUCAAGGAAUGAGUUAUUUCCCUUACCAUUGA